AUGGUUUCUAAUGUAGACGAGUACGAUUUCCUAUACAAAGUGAUUCUUAUUGGCGACUCAGGAGUGGGGAAAUCGAAUCUCUUGUCUCGAUUCGCAAGGAACACCUUCAGUCUCGAAUCCAAGUCAACAAUUGGUGUGGAGUUUUCCACAAGAAUUAUUACAGUUGAUGGAAAGCGGAUUAUGGCUCAGAUAUGGGACACGGCGGGUCAAGAGCGGUUCAAGACAGUCACUACUGCAUACUACCGUGGAGCACAAGGAGCAUUGAUCGUGUACGAUAUCACAAAACCGGGAUCAUUUGCUUCCUGUAGGCAGUGGCUACACGAUCUUCGAGAACAAUCUGAAAACGUCUCUGUACUGCUCGUCGGUAACAAGUCUGAUUUGAGAAAUAUGCGUGAGGUUUCAGCACAAAGUGCAAAAGGAUUUGCUGAUGAGCACCAACUCACAUACAUAGAGACAUCAGCUCUUGAUAGCUCGAACGUCGAGAAAGCCUUUACACAAAUUCUAACAAAAAUUUAUCGAAAUGGUAUGGCACACAUACGCAACGGUGAAGAAAAAGGCAUCGAUGUCUCGGCUGCCACUCAACCUGUUGCCAAGAAAGGAUGCUGCAGAUCGGGUUGA
This is a messenger RNA of Necator americanus (New World hookworm), 618 nucleotides long. RefSeq lists its product as uncharacterized. Gene Ontology annotation, biological process: vesicle-mediated transport. NCBI's taxonomy places the organism in Eukaryota, Metazoa, Nematoda, Chromadorea, Rhabditida, Ancylostomatidae. Gene Ontology annotation, molecular function: GTPase activity; GTP binding. The transcript has 5 exons. The record is from RefSeq and is a predicted model, not a curated record. The coding region runs from base 1 to 618 and encodes 205 amino acids. Gene Ontology annotation, cellular component: endosome.